Molecule: messenger RNA, 1887 nt
Organism: Gekko japonicus
Lineage: Eukaryota; Metazoa; Chordata; Lepidosauria; Squamata; Gekkonidae
Gene: FIBCD1
Product: fibrinogen C domain containing 1
Exons: 7
Coding region: 1-1887 (628 amino acids)
Source: RefSeq, a predicted model, not a curated record
AUGGCCACCCAGGUGAACAUCCCAGCCUUUGAUGUUACUCACCCGCAGCAAUGGGAAACAUGGCUGGAGACCCUGGAGAACCAUUUUGCCUACCAUGACAUCGUGGAUGCCGGAAAAAAGAAGGUCCUGUUUCUCAGCUCUUGCAGCAUGGAAACCUUCGAGCUACUAAAGGACCUCAUCAACCCUAAGACGACCAAAGAGGAAACAUAUGAGGUAUUGGUGAAAUCCCUCUUGGAUCACCUUUCGCCUAAGCCUACCAAAUUUGUGAAGCACCUGGACUUUUUUGCGUGUAUCCAGGGCCCGGACGAGAUGGCAUCGGAGUUCCUGGUGGGACUCCGGAGGGCGGCCACGAGAUGUGCCUUCCCAAAUUUAACGGACACCCUCUUGAACCAAUUCCUCGUGUGUCUCCGCGAACCUAAACUACGGCGGAAACUGGCCAGCCAUGACAACCUCGACAAGGCCCUCAGGGAGUCCGUGGCCUAUGAAAAGGCGCAUCAAGACCGCCGCGGCAAGGUGGUCCAUCGCACCCUAGCAGCCCUCAUGUCCGACGUCUCCAAUGAUGAUGAGGUUCUACAGAGAAUGAGCUGCGGCUAUAUUCUGUGCACCGUCCUGCUGUCUGUGGCCGUUCUCUUAGCUGUGACCGUCACCGGUGCGAUUCUCUUUAUGAACCAAUACCACACGCCCGUCACAGAAUCCCCACCUGUCAUCAGCACCAAUCCUGAUGAGACUAAUGCCUUGGUGACCAUCGAGAAAGCCGACAGCUCUCGCAUCAACAUAUUCAUCGACCCAAAUUGCCCGGAUCAAGUCAAUGGCCUGACCCAUCUGGAAGGCCUCCAGUCUUCUCUCCUGAGGGCCGUGACCGACCACGAUGCGGAAACAAAGUCAUCGAAGGGGCAGGAGAGGGCCUUGUUGGUCGGCUUGGCAGAUGAGGUGUCCAAGUUACUGACUCAUGCCACUCAGUUGCGAGCCGACUGCGACAGCCUGAAGAAGGGACACAGCGUGAUGGGGCAGGAGCUAAACACCCUUCAGAACGAGCAAGGCCGCCUCAUACAGCUGCUUUCAGAGAGCCAGGCCAACAUGGCCAGACUGGUCAGCUCCGUCAGUGACAUCCUGGACGCCUUGCAGAAGGACCGCAGCGUCAUCCGGCCUCGCCUCAAGGCCGAUCUUCAGAAAGCCCCAACCAGGAGUGCCCGGCCAAAGGGAUGUGCCAACGGCUCCCGGCCCCGGGACUGUUUUGACAUCUACGCGAGUGGACAACAAGAGGACGGCGUCUAUUCAGUCUUCCCCACUCACUAUCCCGAAGGCUUCCAGGUCUACUGUGACAUGACAACAGACGGCGGAGGAUGGACGGUCUUCCAGCGGCGUGAGGAUGGCUCUGUGAAUUUUUUCCGUGGAUGGGAAGCUUAUCGGGAUGGAUUUGGGAAGCUCACCGGAGAGCACUGGCUAGGGCUGAAGCGGAUCCAUGCCUUGACCACGCAGGCCAGCUACGAGCUCCGCAUUGACCUUGAAGACUUUGACAACGGCACCGCUUAUGCCCACUAUGGAACUUUUUCUGUAGGUUUGUUCUCAGUUGACCCUGAGGAAGAUGGCUACCCAGUCAACGUGGCUGACUACUCGGGGACAGCAGGUGACUCCUUCCUGAAACACAAUGGCAUGAAAUUCACCACCAAAGACCUGGACAACGACCACUCGGAGAACAACUGUGCCGCCUUCUACCACGGAGCCUGGUGGUACCGCAACUGCCACACCUCCAACCUGAAUGGGCAGUACCUUAAGGGUCACCACAGCUCCUACGCGGAUGGGAUCGAGUGGUCCUCAUGGACGGGCUGGCAGUACUCCCUCAAGUUUACUGAAAUGAAGAUCCGACCUCUCCGAGAUGAAAAUUAA